GGGUCUUUCCCUUUCAUUCAUUUCAUUUUCACUUUCUUUUGGUUUUUUUUUUUUCCUGAUUCUCUCUUUCUUUAGUUGUAUUUUGGAAUUUAGGGUUUGAAUUCUCUAUUUUCUUGAUUUGUUUGUGAUCUUGAAUUUCUUAUUCCUGGAAUUUAAUGGGAGAUGAUUAUCAUCAGCAUAAAUUUGGGGCACAUGCGCCUUCUCCUGGUUACUUUGUACUGGAGAAACCAAAAUCUGUAGACGAUUUAUCUUUAAGGAAGAGAGACAAGAUGCGGAGGUGGCUCUGUUGCACCUGUCAGGUAGAGGAGUCAUAUCCCUCUCGUGAGAAUGAUCACCUAAGGAGCCCAAAACACUAUGCAGAUGGCAACCCUGUGAAAGGCUCGAAGGUGUCAGCUCCGGUCAGAUCUGAAGUGCAGAAGGAAGCACCACCUAUUGAAGUACCUGCAUUAUCUUUGGAAGAACUGAAAGAGAAGACUGACAAUUUUGGUUCAAAGGCAUUGAUUGGUGAAGGAUCAUAUGGAAGAGUUUAUUAUGCCAACUUAGACAACGGGAAAGCUGUGGCAGUAAAAAAACUUGAUGUUGCAUCUGAGCAAGAGUCAAAUGUUGAAUUUUUGACUCAGGUUUCCAUGGUGUCCAGAUUGAAGCAUGAUAAUGUUGUGGAGUUGCUCGGUUACUGUGUUGAAGGAAAUCUCCGAGUGCUUGCAUAUGAAUUUGCGACUAUGGGAUCACUCCAUGAUAUAUUGCAUGGUAGAAAGGGAGUUCAAGGAGCACAACCAGGUCCCACACUUGAUUGGAUGCAGCGUGUAAAAAUUGCGGUUGAUGCAGCAAGGGGGUUGGAAUACUUGCAUGAGAAGGUGCAACCUGCUAUAAUACACAGAGAUAUCAGAUCAAGCAAUGUGCUUCUAUUUGAAGACUUCAAAGCCAAGAUUGCAGAUUUUAACCUUUCAAAUCAGGCUCCUGACAUGGCUGCUCGUCUUCAUUCUACUCGUGUUUUGGGAACCUUUGGUUAUCAUGCUCCAGAGUAUGCAAUGACUGGACAAUUAACACAGAAGAGUGAUGUUUAUAGUUUUGGGGUUGUUCUUCUAGAACUUCUAACUGGGAGGAAACCUGUUGAUCAUACCAUGCCACGUGGGCAGCAGAGUCUUGUCACUUGGGCUACUCCGAGACUGAGCGAGGACAAAGUCAAACAAUGCGUGGAUCCAAAGUUGAAGGGAGAGUAUCCCCCUAAAGCAGUGGCCAAGCUUGCAGCCGUGGCUGCAUUAUGCGUGCAAUAUGAGGCUGAAUUCCGACCGAAUAUGAGCAUUGUUGUUAAGGCACUCCAACCCCUUUUGAAGGCUCCAGCUCCAGCUCCAGCUCCUCCUCUUCCAGAGACCUAGAAGCAAAGAAACAGUUUCUCUAGUUGGGAAGAAUUACAACUUGUGCACAGUUUGAUUACUUUGCUUGCGGAUUUGUUCGGUUAACACUAUAUUUUUUGAUUGUUAGUAAAUGGGAUUGGAUGUGUAGGUUGGAAUUUGGCUUAUUUAACAUCACUGAUUAUCUCCAUGUCUGUUGGUUGCUGCUGGUAGGCUGCUGAUGCUUCUUUUUUUUUUUUUUGAGUCAUAAAAAGAUCAAUGUUGGGGAAUGGAUUAUGCGGCAGAAUAUGUUAUUAUUGUUUGAUUUCAAUGGAUAUACCCUUUGUGCUCAA
This is a messenger RNA of Ricinus communis (castor bean), 1684 nucleotides long. RefSeq names its product PTI1-like tyrosine-protein kinase 3. The transcript has 8 exons. Gene Ontology annotation, biological process: protein phosphorylation. The record is from RefSeq and is a predicted model, not a curated record. The coding region runs from base 156 to 1376 and encodes 406 amino acids. Gene Ontology annotation, molecular function: protein tyrosine kinase activity; ATP binding. NCBI's taxonomy places the organism in Eukaryota, Viridiplantae, Streptophyta, Magnoliopsida, Malpighiales, Euphorbiaceae.